Molecule: messenger RNA, 2101 nt
Organism: Pocillopora damicornis (cauliflower coral)
Lineage: Eukaryota; Metazoa; Cnidaria; Anthozoa; Scleractinia; Pocilloporidae
Source: RefSeq, a predicted model, not a curated record
AAGACCUGAGGUGUGUAACGAGACAAUUUUACGGACAACAGAAGAUGAAUUCUUUCCUCCUCGCCUUGACGGCGGUGAUAACAUUCACAUGUACCGUAGAAUCCGCACCACAUCCUAAUUUGGUGGAUACGGAUAAUGAUCAUUUCCUUAAACACCAAGAACAAGCUCCAGUAGCUCCCACAGGCUUGAAAUGUUACAUUUGCUCCGAGAAUUGUUCCAUAACUCAGACUCCAGGUAGUGGCUGCAGACCCGGCCGUAGCUGUUACUCCGUACAUGCUUUUGAUACCGCCCUGAACAAGUCUGUGACAAGAAAAGGAUGUAUUCCUGAAUUCUUCUGCACUCAGAACCGAGCAUGCGUGUUUUUGAACCAAUCUCGAUCUGGUGCAUUGAGAUCGUGUUCCAUCAGUUGCUGUAGUACUCCGUUAUGUAAUGGUCCACCUCUUCCGACGACUCAACCCAUAACGACCACAGCACCACCAACCACGACCACUGCACCUCCGACGACACUCCCGACGACAGUUCCGACAACUGUGCCGACCACAGCACCAACUACAGCCCCAAUUCUACCCGGGGUAUGCGGAGGUCCACUUGCUCCUCCAUCUGGAUACUUUUCCUCUCCAUUUUACCCACGCAGUUACCCCAACAAUGCUAAUUGCGUUUGGACGAUUAUGGUUCCACGCGGGUCUGUUUUAAAGAUAGAUUUUCUCGCCUUUGACACCGAAGAAUGCUUUGAUUCCCUUCAUAUAUAUGUGGGUAGAAGGUUGGUUCAUCGUCUUUCCGGGGACGACGCUGACGAUGAUGAUGAUGAUGAUAGAUUUGAGAAAUGUGAGAAGGAUGACAAAGAUGACGGUGAUGACGGAGAAGGUAUAUUUGGCUGGUACUUCAACCGAGAUGAGGAGCUUGAAGAUGAAUCUGUCACUAUUCAGGGAACAGGAGAGAUGAUAAGACUCGUUUUUAUGUCAGAUUACAGCAUUACCAAGAGAGGAUUCUAUGCUAAAUACAGUGUAAUGAAAGCGAUUUGUGGAGGCCCAUUGGCGUUGCCAUCCGGAACCUUCAGAUCCCCUGGCUACCCCGGCAAGUAUCCGGACGACGUUAAAUGCAUCUGGACAAUUAGAGUUCCACCAGGAUCUACACUGGAAUUAGAUUUUCGAUUCUUCAAAACUGAAAAAUGCGAUGAUUACCUCAAAAUUUUGCAAGGGGGCCGCAAAAUACGAAAACUAAGUGGUGUUUACAGAUACAGCUUGUUUGGAUGGGGGAAUAAUGAUGACGACGAUUGUGACGAUGAUGACAAGGAUGGCGAAGAUGGCGAAGAAGGUGAAGAUGAUGAAUAUGUUGGUGAAGAUCGUUCCAAAAGGUUCAUCUUCCCAGUACAGAGGUUUCCCUCUCCAGUAAGGAAUCGUCUUGGUUUUCCAACGAGAGGCCGCAUUGGCGCCCCAUAUGUUACACGAGUCCUUAUUCCAGGAACGGGAGAGCUGAUAUCGAUUGUCUUCAAAUCCGAUGACGACGAUGUCACUGAAAAGGGUUUUGAAGCAACGUAUCGUGUUAGACCAGGGUCAGCUUUUCACGGUUGACCAGAAGACACGAAGGAAACAGAAUUUGAAAGAUGUUUUAUCUGAUCACAAUUCUGGAAUUACAUCUCAUCCUCUAAUAUUUUAGUAAAAUUUUCUUCGUAUUUUUGUUCAAAGUACUAGAUCUGGUGUUGUAACUUGCUGUGGAAAGCCCAUAUCAAGACUGAGAUCUCUUCACGUACAUAUAAUUACUGUGGAUCUUCUUAACAGUGGAUCGAGUUCUAUGUGUUUCUUGCCAAUUAACAAUUGUACAACUAUACAGUUUGUCACUUUUAGAACUUUGACAACGUCACCUGGCGUGAAAAUGAUGCAGUUUGGGGCGAAGCUGUAUAAGAAUAUAUAUAUCUUUAAUGCAGGGGAUUUCAUUCUAGCAAAAUUUUGGAUUUCAACAAUUAAACUUUACAAAAAAAAAGUCAGUUUUGUAUUUUUACUCACAGAUUAUAGUGUAUCAGUAUCCUCAUUCAAUACUUAACAAUAUAGAAAUAUCACCAUCAGCCGUUAUUCACAAUAGUGGUGAUUAAGCACCUCAGACA